UCCUUAAAUAACUUCCUCUUUUCCUCUCAACACAAAACCAAACCAAAAGACACACUAGUGUCCAAGAACAGCAAUCAAUCAUGUCCUGUCUCCCCACUUCUUCUCUUGUCUUUUUCUCCCUAUUCUUCUUCUCCAACCAUCUUUCUUGGGCUUCAACUAAAAAAGAACUUGGGUGGUGUGAGGCUAUGUUUGAGUGUGGGAACAUCACCGCUGGUUUCCCCUUCUCCGGUGGGAGUCGUCCCCAUUAUUGCGGUCAUCCAUCACUGGAGCUUCAAUGCUUUAACAACAAGACAUCUAUAAUAAUCUCUGAUCAUCUAUACGAUGUUCUCCAUAUAGAUCAGACAUCUAAGACUCUUAGACUUGUUAGAGCAGAGCUUGGAGGUUAUUUUUGCACCGCUACAUUCACAACCACAACUUUUCCUCCCGAAAUCUUUGAGCUUUCAACAACCUCUCAGAGCCUAACAGUUUUCUACCUCUGCGACCAUAACUUUAGUUACAGCUCGAGCUAUACAUGUCCUGAUAGAGGUCCUGUCUCAGUGUCUCAAAACCUUGAUUACCACAAAUACUGCCAAGACAGUUUCACAAUUAAUGUUCCCAAGAGCUACGUACCAGAAGAGAAAGAUUUAGAUUUGAAACGUUUAGAAAAUGCUUUGCAUGAAGGGUUUGAUGUGAAAGUGAAGAUUGAUGAACAAACAUGUGAAGAAUGUUUGUUCUCUCAAGGAAUCUGCGGCUUCAAUAAUACCACACAGAUCUGCUGCAAGAAUGACUCAUCAUCAAGAUGCAAUACACUCCAUAUACCUCGUAUAGAUGAACUUCACCAACGCUGCAGUGGCCCCUUUAGCUGUGGCAACAAGGAAGAACUCUUAUUUUACCCGUUCUGGAGAUCUGGCAGAGAAAACUGCGGCCACCCAGACUUCAAACUCGACUGCAGUGGAGAAUUCCCAGAGCUGGACAUGUCCUCUGUUAAGUACAGAAUCUUAAGUAUGAGCUAUGAGGACUCUCCUGUCAUUAGACUUGCCAGAUCGGAUUAUAUAGGCAAUCUUUGUCCACCAGAUCCACGAAAUGCAUCACUCAGUGAAAGUAUUCUUCAACUCGUACGUGACACCGAUCUGCUAACUUUAUAUUAUGAUUGCAACGUUUUACCGCCUGCUUCUGCAGGCAGUUACAUUGGAACUUUUGGUUGUGGGUAUGAAGGCCAUAGAACAAGUUACUAUGUGACGAGAAACCUAUCGUCCCCUUUAUUGAAAGGGAUUAGUGACCUUUUGGAUAACUUCACGACACUUUGCAGAAGAAAUGUCAGUAUUCCAGUUUCUAGACAGGCGUUGAACAAAUUAGAGGAGAGUCCAAGUCAAGAUAACUUAAAGAACGCUCUUGAUCACGGUUUCGAGCUUGGAGUUAACAAUGAUUGUUCACAGUGCAUUGAAUCUAGAGGUGCUUGUGGGUAUAGCCAGAACUCAAGAAGUUUCAUCUGCUAUUGUGUAGAUAAGCCGCAUAGCCGUACCUGCAGAGAUACAGGCCUCUCUACUGCCGCAAAAGCAGGAAUCGGGUCUGCUGUGGGGUUGGUGGGGGUCAUUCUUAUAGCCAUGGGUCUGUUCUGUCUCUACAGACGGAGAAGGAAGACUCAGUCAGAUCAAUACACAAGCAAAGACUUGCCAGUAACGUCUUACUCAAGCAGAGAAACAUCAAGCUAUCCAACUUCCACAACAAUCUCCAGCAGCAGCAACCACUCCCUUCUCCCCUCAAUCUCUAACCUCCGAAACGGAAGCACUUACUUCGGAGUUCAAGUCUUCAGCUACGAAGAACUCGAGGAAGCCACCCAUAAUUUCUCUAGAGAGCUCGGCGACGGCGGCUUCGGCACCGUCUACUACGGCAUGUUGAAAGACGGACGAGCCGUAGCAGUGAAACGACUAUACGAACGAUCUCUAAAACGCGUCGAACAGUUCAAGAACGAGAUCGAGAUCUUGAAAUCGCUGAAGCACAGAAACCUCGUGAUACUCUACGGAUGCACGUCGCGACACAGCAGAGAGCUUCUCCUCGUCUACGAGUACAUCUCAAACGGAACUCUCGCAGAUCAUCUCCACGGUGAUCGCGCUCAACCUCGUCCUCUUUGCUGGCCGGUUCGUCUAAACGUCGCCAUCGAAACCGCGAGCGCACUUUCCUUCCUCCACAAGUCAGGGAUCAUUCACAGAGACGUCAAGACAACGAACAUUCUUCUCGACGACGAGUACACGGUGAAGGUAGCCGACUUCGGCCUCUCGAGGCUAUUUCCGAUGGACCAAACUCACAUCUCCACCGCGCCGCAAGGCACUCCGGGGUACGUAGACCCGGAGUACUACCAAUGCUACCGUCUAAACGAGAAGAGCGACGUCUACAGCUUCGGAGUCGUACUCACGGAGCUCAUCUCAUCCAAAGAAGCAGUCGACAUCACCAGACAUCGCCACGACAUCAACUUAGCGAACAUGGCCGUGUCCAAGAUCCAGAACAACGCGUUGCACGAGCUCGUUGACCCGAGUCUGGGGUUCGCGAAGGAUCCGGAGGUGAAGAGGAAGAUGAUGGCGGUGGCUGAGCUUGCGUUCAGGUGUUUGCAGCAGGAGAGGGAAGUGAGGCCGUCGAUGGAUGAGAUCGUGGAGAUUUUGAAAGGGAUCAAGGGGGAGAAUCGGGUGGAGUCGUCACCGGAUGUGGUGGAUAUUGAGCGGAGCGGAGGAGAUGACGUUGGACUGCUGAGGCAUUGUCAUAGUGUUCCGCCGCCGAUCUCGCCGGAGACUGAUAAGUGGACGAGUAGCUCGGAUACGGCCGCGAGUUCAUUUUGAGAGACUUAUUAUUUAAUUAGGGUCGUUCAUCGGUAAUGAUAUAUAACUUCUUUUUAUCUGUUUUUCUUUUAGUUUUUUUUGGGCUCUGUAGUAAUCAAAUGAAGCUAUCAGUUUUUU
Messenger RNA from Brassica oleracea var. oleracea, 2927 nucleotides. Its product is annotated as probable serine/threonine-protein kinase At1g18390. Lineage: Eukaryota; Viridiplantae; Streptophyta; Magnoliopsida; Brassicales; Brassicaceae. Bases 81 to 2810 code for a protein of 909 amino acids. Gene Ontology annotation, biological process: protein phosphorylation. The record is from RefSeq and is a predicted model, not a curated record. The transcript has 5 exons. Gene Ontology annotation, molecular function: protein kinase activity; ATP binding; polysaccharide binding.